AUGGGUCUUUUAUCUCGAUUCUGGCGUAAGUCGCCGGCUACUCCUUUAAAUGAUGCAGCUGUCUCCGCUGCUGCCGAGAACCCUUUUCUAGCCCGCAAGGGCUGGCAACCACACGGGCAGGAGGACUCCCAAGUCAUCUCGCCUGCAGAAGAGAUCCAUUUGCAUAUACCGGGCGCGUUUCCCUCAUCACCUUCUCUGUCCCCACGACUUGCGCCGAUUGAGCGCGCGGAGGACGAUGUACCAACGCAGGAGUUCGAUCGUAUGGAGAUCGAUGUUCCUUCCAUACCGGAACUUCACACCGAUCUUGGAGCUCACCUUCGUCCUACAAGGCUACGGCGAGCGCCGAGGCCAGCGCCUACCCAAGCCCCGCAUCCUCCGCCCACCCUAGCAUCAAGACAAGAUGAUGUACAUCAGGAUACCAUGGUCAUUGAGGACCCAUAUGCGGAACGAUUCAUGGCAUACGAAAAAUCAGAUUACCGCCAACCUGUUUCCGCCGUGCAAUUAGUGCACCCUCAAAAGAAGCCACUUCCCGUGGAUCGCAUUGCAUCCCUCUUGGCACCAGAAUGGGAGAAGCUGGAGCUGGAAAGACGAGAACUAGAAGGCGAUGAAGGGCGCCCAGCAAGAAUCAGACCACAAGGGGAAUGUGUGCGCCAAUUGUCGUGGGACUGGCUGGACAAGACUUCAAGAGCUAUGAAAAGUUCCGGCGUGGUGGCCCAAAACCUCUCCGGAGAUGCCCUAUACCAAAAAGACAUUGCCAGUUGCAUUGUACCGCUUGCUUGGCUCAACGAUGAAAUAAUCAAUUCAUAUCUUGCCAUUAUAACACAAUAUCUUCAACAGUCAACUGGGAAUAAGGCGCCAAACGACCGACCUCGCUACCAUGCUUUCAAUACCUUCUUCUUCUCCAGCCUUAGGGACAAAGGAUAUGACGGUGUACGCCGGUGGGCCAAACGGGCAAAAAUUGGUGGCGAAGGGCUGUUGGAGGUUGAUACGGUCUUUGUUCCCGUCCAUGAGUCCAGUCAUUGGACUCUGCUGGUAGUUAAACCGGCGGAUCGAACAAUUGAGUACUUUGAUUCCAUGGGUGCGCGCGGGGCGCGCCAAGUCAGAACGAUUAAAGCUUGGCUGGCCGGAGAGCUUGGAGCCAAGUAUGUUGACUCUGAAUGGACGAUACUCCCCUCGGCCUCUUCUUUCCAAGACAAUGGCAGCGAUUGCGGCGUGUUUCUUUUGACAAAUGCGAAAGCAGUCGCCUUGAACAUCGAGCCUACAGCAUUUGGAGCCCGUGAUACCACAUUACUACGAAGAAAGAUCGUGGCAGAGAUCAUGAAUGGUGGUCUACAUGGCGAGUUUAGUCCAAUUGAUAAAACCGGUGCUACCCUGCUUUGA
Molecule: messenger RNA, 1380 nt
Organism: Penicillium longicatenatum
Lineage: Eukaryota; Fungi; Ascomycota; Eurotiomycetes; Eurotiales; Aspergillaceae
Product: SUMO protease ULP1
Exons: 2
Coding region: 1-1380 (459 amino acids)
Biological process (GO): protein desumoylation
Cellular component (GO): nucleus
Molecular function (GO): deSUMOylase activity
Source: RefSeq, a predicted model, not a curated record